This is a messenger RNA of Teleopsis dalmanni, 1992 nucleotides long. RefSeq names its product folylpolyglutamate synthase, mitochondrial (gene Fpgs1). Gene Ontology annotation, molecular function: tetrahydrofolylpolyglutamate synthase activity; ATP binding. The record is from RefSeq and is a predicted model, not a curated record. Gene Ontology annotation, biological process: tetrahydrofolylpolyglutamate biosynthetic process. Gene Ontology annotation, cellular component: cytoplasm; mitochondrion; cytosol. The coding region runs from base 300 to 1925 and encodes 541 amino acids. Lineage: Eukaryota; Metazoa; Arthropoda; Insecta; Diptera; Diopsidae. The transcript is spliced from 7 exons.
AUAUAUACUUAACAAUAGUUCGCAAAUUUAUUAAGUACACUUGGUCACACAAUUCGUUCUUAUCAAUUCGAUGCUCAUCAAUUAACUUCAAUAUUUAAGAGUAAAUUUUUAUCAAUGAAACACCGAAGCAUAAACGCUUUUAAGAGAACUGCGUCGUGAAAACAAUACGCAAAGCAUAUGCUAGAACUGAACAACUGUUGCUCAACAAUUGAUUUAUUCCCGUUCCGCUCUGCAUGGGUGAAUAAUUGCAAACAAAACAGACCAAUUUUAGCGCGUUGAAAAAGAAAAAUUCUAUAAAAAUGUUGUUGGUUUGCGUUCUGCGCUCAGUUAGUAGGCAAAGAGCCAGUUGCAUUGGUGUUUUGUCGCAAGCGAUGCUCGGUAGUUCUAACUUCGAAGAACGUGUUUUCGUUCCAAUCGGUAGAAAAUUUUGUUCAGCUGAGAUAAAUGAAAAACAAACGAGACAGAUAAAUUAUGAUUCGCAAAAUGUGGAAGCUGAAUACGCGGAAGCUAUUAAGGCACUCAAUACUCUACAAUCGAACGCAGAGGCAAUACGCACUUCAAUUACCGCAUACAACACACAAAAACCAUUGGAUGAUAUGUACAUAUAUUUAAACAGAAGUGGUUUACAUAUCGAGGAAGUAGACAAAUUAUCUGUCAUACAUGUAUCCGGCACCAAAGGAAAGGGUUCCACUUGUGCACUCACCGAGUCAAUUUUGCGUGCUCAUGGAGUGCGGACUGGCUUCUUUAGCUCACCACAUUUGGUGUCGGUUACAGAGCGUAUACGUAUCAAUGGGGCGCCAAUAUCGAAGGAGAAAUUCACACGAGCAUUUUGGCGAGUUUUUAAACGCUUGCAAUCCGCCUCCGAUAACGUCUAUGAUAUGCCCGCCUAUUUUAAAUUCCUUACGAUAUUGUGUUUUCACAUUUUUAUUGAAGAAAAGGUUGAUGUUUCGAUACUAGAAGUGGGUAUCGGUGGUGAACUGGACUGCACCAACAUAAUAAGAAAUUCCAAAAUUAUUGGAAUUACAUCACUUGGUUUAGAGCAUACAAAUCUUUUAGGUAAUUCUUUGGAAGAAAUCGCUUGGCAAAAAGCUGGCAUUAUCAAAAAAAAUUCCAAUGUUUUUACAACCGUUACACAACCGGAAUGUUUGGAAGUCAUUAAAAAGCGGGUCGCUGAAAACAAUGCUAAAUUAUACAUCGUACCUGAUUUUGAUAAAUACUUUCAAGAUCCAAACACACAGAAACUGCUUUCAAAUCUGAACAAUUUUAUCAAAUUAAAUGGUUCCUUAGCGAUACAAUUAGCUUGUGAUUGGCUGCGUAAUCAUAAGAAUGGAUUUCAUAGAAAUUACGGAAUUAAUUCUACGUCGCAGCUUUCCAGUGCUAUAAUAGAAGGUCUAUUAUAUUGUAAUUGGCCCGGUAGAUGCCAAAAAGUACAGUACUUAAAUUUUAAUGUACAUCUUGAUGGAGCUCAUACAAUUGAGAGUAUGCGAGUAUGCCAGGAGUGGUUUAAAGACACGACAGCGGAAAGUACAAAUCCUAAAAUACUUAUCUUCAAUACGACUGGUGAUCGUGAUUCGAAAAAUCUGAUGAAUAUCUUAAGAGAACAUAACAAGUUCGCUUUUGUUUGCUUUGUGCCCAAUAUUGCCACUAGUAGCCCAAAUAUCAAUGAUGUACAAUCGAAAUUGUAUGGAUCUGAAGAACAACUUAAACGCAUCCAGGUACAUGCAGAUGUUUGGAAGAGUCUUUGUGCAGAAGCGAAUGAACCAGACAACUCCAAAGUAUUUCCAACAAUUUUAGAUAGUUUCGCGUACAUACAGAAACUGUAUAAUAGAACGGAAUUAGAUGUGCUCGUAACAGGAUCCCUACAUUUAAUUGGAGCUACCAUAUUAGCGUUAAAUGACUACAAAGGGUCCACAGCGAAAACCUAAUGUGUAUAUAAAAGGCUGAGUGUCAAAUGUGUAUAUUAUGUAUAAUAGUUAAACCUUUAUAGUAUUU